Molecule: messenger RNA, 4993 nt
Organism: Silurus meridionalis
Lineage: Eukaryota; Metazoa; Chordata; Actinopteri; Siluriformes; Siluridae
Product: ER degradation-enhancing alpha-mannosidase-like protein 3
Biological process (GO): mannose trimming involved in glycoprotein ERAD pathway; carbohydrate metabolic process; endoplasmic reticulum mannose trimming
Cellular component (GO): endoplasmic reticulum; membrane
Molecular function (GO): calcium ion binding; mannosyl-oligosaccharide 1,2-alpha-mannosidase activity
Source: RefSeq, a predicted model, not a curated record
GCCCAUGUAAAUAAGUGAUUGUGUGUAGACAGGCGGCGGGGAGUCGCUCGACUACAGUGAGAUAGUUCACUGAAACAUGGACACCUAAUGAACGUAGACAUGAAGUAUUUCAGAAAUUUUGCCCAGCUGAGGAAAAAGGAGUGGAAUAUUUAGCCGAAAUGGACUUUUUUCACUUUUUGUGUCGGCUAUGAAGGGUCACGUAUUUAGCCUAGACAGACACCGGGUUAGCCAGCCAGCUAGCUAGGGUCAGAGAACCAACCGAAACUUCAACUAGCUGGCUUUUUAAUUAGUUAUAUUUAUAUUCCAUCUACUAUUCAUAAUUAACAACUAUUUUUUUAAUACUUUAAUAUAUUUGUAUAUGUUAUGAACUAUACAAACGAGCUUGUGUGUACUUCCCUGACUGAGGUUUCCUAUAGGGCUUUAGGUAUCUAUUUAAUGAAAGUGAUUUAGAAGGUUCUGGAAAUGAUUAACAAAAAGUCGUUUCUCUUUAUGUUUCAUGGGAGUUGUUGUUAUUAUUAGAAAAAGUUUUAAUGGAUAAAAUAGGCGUGAGAGGGAUUUCUCAAAGAUUCAUCUGCCUGGUCAUGGUUCUGCUGGCUGUUGCUCUGUUCACUGGCAUUUUGUGUUCAGUUGAUGCUAAUGAUGGCCAGGCCAUGUCUGCUGAGGAAAAGUCUAAAAUCAGGGAACAAAUUCUGGAGAUGUUUGAUCAUGCUUAUGGCAGUUACAUGAAAUAUGCAUACCCAGCUGACGAGCUGAUGCCGCUAAGCUGCAAAGGGAGGGUUCGAGGGCUGGAGCCAAAUCGCGGAGACAUCGAUGACUCUCUGGGAAAGUUUUCUCUGACACUGAUUGACACUUUAGACACCCUAGCACUGUUGAACAGGAUGGAGGAGUUCGAAGAGGCCGUAAAGAAAACCAUUACAGAUGUCAGCCUGGACAAUGAUGUGGUGGUGUCUGUUUUCGAGACCAAUAUACGUGUGCUGGGAGGACUGUUGGGGGCGCACACGAUGGCUGACAUGCUAAAGCAGCGAGGAGAGAGGAUGCAGUGGUACAGAGAUGAGCUGCUGCACAUGGCCAAAGACCUUGGCUACCGUUUACUGCCUGCCUUUAACACCACCAGUGGCCUUCCAUACCCAAGAGUGAACUUGCGGUACGGAGUCCUGAACCCUCUGUCCCGCACAGGCACCGAGACGGACACCUGCACAGCUUGUGCCGGGACCAUGAUCUUAGAGUUUGCUGCACUAAGCCGACUCUCGGGGGAAUAUGUGUUCGAGGAACAUGCACGGAAAGCUCUGGAUGUCCUCUGGGAUAAGAGGCAGAGCGGAAGUAACCUUGUGGGCACGGUCAUCAACAUCCAUAAUGGAGACUGGGUCCGACGGGAUAGUGGUGUUGGAGCUGGAAUCGACUCGUACUAUGAAUACUUGAUGAAGGCGUAUAUUCUGCUGGGAGACAACGUGUACCUCGAGAGGUUUAACACUCACUACAGUGCCAUAAUGAAGUACAUUAGCCAGCCACCUCUGCUGCUCAGCGUGCACAUGCACAACCCUACAGUGAACGUGCGCAGCUGGAUGGACUCAUUACUGGCCUUCUUCCCUGGACUGCAGGUUCUAAGGGGAGAUCUGAAGCCUGCUAUAGAGACCCAUGAGAUGCUUUAUCAAGUCACCAAACAGCACAAGUUUCUUCCUGAGGCUUUCACCACUGAGUUCAGGGUUCACUGGGGUCAACACCCUCUGCGGCCAGAGUUUGCCGAGAGCACUUACUUUCUGUACAAGGCUACAGGUGACCCGUAUUACCUCAAAGUGGGCCAGUCUAUAGUUGAGAAGCUUAAUACUCACGCACGGGUCCCCUGUGGCUUUGCUGCAGUCCAGGAUGUUCGGACGGGGACACAUGAAGACAGGAUGGACUCCUUCUUCCUAGCUGAGAUGUUCAAGUACCUCUAUUUGCUCUUCUCGGAGAAAAGUCAUUCCUUUGAUAUUGAUGAAUAUAUCUUUACCACCGAGGCCCAUCUGCUUCCAGUCUCUCUGUCUAAUGCACAGACUCCCUGUAAAGGCAACAGCACGGGCUUUUACACUUCUCCUGAGGAAGACAUGUUUACAUAUGCUUGCCCUAGCACUCAGACCCUGUUCCCUAAUAACCCUUCCUUUGCCAAGACCAUCAGGGACCGUUACAAAUACCUCACUGGGGUUGGCAGGCCACCCCACACCUCAAUUGUCAAGGGGAUUGAGCUGCCUCUUCAUGACACUGGAAUCGAGCCAGUUGAGUUCCUGAAGAGCAUGGGCAUCUCUCUGACCCCUCUUGCAGAAAUGGCCGCAGCCAGCGGUGGCAUAGUGACCCAGGACAUGCAGAAAGGUGUGUUUAGAGUGAAGCUGGUAGCUGAGGUCAGCCAUACACGAGAAGAAGAGGAGGUGGUGCCACUUAUCGUGCAGCUCAUCUCCCCUCCCUUUCUGGGAAGAACAGUCCUGACAGCAGGACCGGCAAAAUUUGGAAUGGACCUUACCAAGCAGGAGCAUGGGGUCAAGGGUACUAUUGUAAAGAGCAUUCCAUACACAGCAUGUGGACACAUAGAGAAUGCAGUGGAGCUGCAGGGCCAUAUCGCUGUAGCUCUGAGAGGGGACUGCAUGUUUGCUGCUAAAGCGCGAAGAUUACAGCAAGCAGGGGCCAUUGGCAUCAUCUUUAUAGACCAGGGAGAGGACAGCAGCAGUGCUGAAACCCCUCUGUUCCAGAUGGUGGGAGACGGGGAGAGUACAGAGGACAUCACUGUGCCCCUGGUCUUCCUGUUCAGCCAAGAAGGGGCCAUUCUGACUGCCGCCCUACAGGAGCACCAUAACGUAGAUGUCCUGCUUUUGCCUAAGGAGAAACAGCUGGGAAAGGAAAAAACUGAGAAACUAAACAUCAAGUUUCGUCUGGCCAAAGAGAACGAGCACGAGGAGACCACAGGAGAGAGAAAUACCAUCCGACUGGUGUUGGAAGGCAAAAUGGAGCCUGAGGUUGAAGCUGAGCAUGAUGCAGAGUCUCAAUCCCAGUGCACUGUUCUCUCAACUGCGGAAAACGAGGAGUCCUGCAGUCCAGAGCAAAAAAGUGGCCCAUGAUGCUGGGAUCGAGAUAUAACCUCUGCCUCCUGGUUCACGUUUGGGCUGCUGCUAGACUGCAGCUGAUCAAGAAUCGGAGAGCGUGGCAACACCCGGUCCCAAACGAUCAAGCUCUGUAUACCCAGAGUCUCACCUAGUCUGGACCGGUUUCUCCUCUCCUGUAACAAAGAAUAAUGUUGGCUCGUGUAAUUUGUAGUUCAUGGGUGGUAUAAAGAAACUAGGAGAGGUAUGCGAAGCUGUAGAGCGAUUGACGGGUGAAAAGACUAGUGGUUAUGAGGUGCACAGUGGGCAGUUAGCUGCAGGACACACUCAGGCCAAGACAUACAUAGUUGCAUUUAUUAAUUUUUGUCACUCACAUAUAUUUUUAUUUAUUUAAUUUCUUUUUUUUUUUUUUAUAUAAAGGUAUCAUGGGAACAGUGAUGGUUUAUUUUUUAUUUUUUUGGUUGUUGUUUACAUGGGCAUUUGAAGCCAUGUCAUGACACUUAUGACCAAAACUACAAAUAUCGGUGUUGAAAACAUUGGAAACACAGCGGUUACACGGGGGACGAAUGGGCAGGCGACCUCGUUUAAAUCUUUUAAUACUGAAAUCAGGGAAAAAUCAAAGUGCUAAGACUUGAACAUGUGCAUGUUCGUAUGCAUGCAUAACACGGGGUGUGUGAAAACGUUAAUGUUCUUACACUAUGGACUGCUCUUGUCUUGUGUGUGGUUGUCAAUCAUUCAUGUACCACCGGUGCAUUCAGUAAAAGGUGAUCGAAGUUUUUUUUUUUUUUAUCGGGUUUUAUAGCAAUUCAGUUUUACUUGAUUCUCUUCCAGCGUUACCCCUUCCCUGGUUUACUUCCAUUCUCUUUCGUUUUAUGUCCUUAAAUUAAACACUAAAUUGACUUAACAUUGUUGAGAGCGAGAUUAAAGAUACACUUGCAUAAAAUUGUUUACUUACAAUGGUCCAGGAUUGCAACUAACAUGGCUGAAUUGUUAUGAGUUAUGUUUUAAAUAUUUUUGGCUGAAAAUUAUACUUUUAAAGGGCUUUGCUUUAUAGUGCUGCUUUGUGAUGUCAUGUUUAACUAUCAUUGUGAAUUCUGAACAUAUGGAAUGCAUCAGUUUUCAAUCACAGUUUUUUUUUUUUUUUUUUUUUUAAACAACGAACCAUGUUUUCAGUUCAGUAAUCAGACCAGAGAUGGUAAACAUCUCUCUCUUAUCAGAUAUUAUGUCUGUAAGCCCUCUCUGGUGUCAUAAACAAAACUACAUCCUUUUUUUUUCUCCUUCCAUACACUAAUCUGCUUUGCCUCAAGUAUUUAUUUCGCUUCUGCAGAACGCUCAUGUUAAGCUCGUUCAUGACCUUCGGUCUUGAGGAUCUACGGGAGUAGAUCAGAUGUUCAGACGCCGUUUUAAUUGAACAGAGAGUGUUCCUGCAUCAGCUGGGUGGGAUUGUGUGUACACACGUAUGUGUCUUUUGUGGUGGAGAAAGCCUGUGUAAAUCUGAAAGCAGAAUACGAUCAUAUGGAGGUAAUAUUGUAACUGUAAUGAAGCAAAGCAGAAACUGUAUAAUGCACAUUGAGAUCGUUUUUUUUUUUUUUUUUUUUUGCCAUUUUUGUUUCCUGCCUACCUGAGAAUACAAUAAAGUGCUCAAUGAACACUUACUCCUCAAAUCUGAUGCAUAACUUGAGAUUUCUUUUCUUUAAUAUACAUUUCAGGGGGUUUUAUUAUAUGUAGGAAUGCUGGUUUUAAAGGCAAGGUGAGAUGCCAGUAUGUGUCUAAUAAAUGAGAGACUGUUUUUAAUCUUUAUUCUGUCUAGUCACUGAUGUAAUUAGUAUGUUAAUGUAUAGAAAAUUGUGUUUUUAAAUGAAAUUAUUGUUAAUUUGUAAACGGUGGGAUAAAGGAAAUCAGAUGAAUAAAAAUAUAAAUUGAUAAUU